AUGCAGAGGGCAACCAAUGUUACCUACCAAGCUCAUCAUGUCAUCAGGAAUAAGAGAGGCCAGGUGGUAGGAACAAGAAGUGGUUUUCGUGGAUGCACAGUCUGGUUAACAGGUCUAUCUGGUGCUGGGAAGACUACAGUGAGCAUGGCACUGGAGGAGUAUUUAGUAUGUCACGGCAUUCCAUGCUACACAUUGGAUGGUGACAAUAUUCGCCAAGGCCUUAAUAAGAACCUGGGUUUCACACCAGAAGAUAGAGAAGAAAAUGUCCGUCGUAUUGCUGAGGUUGCUAAACUGUUUGCAGAUGCUGGUUUGGUGUGCAUUACUAGUUUCAUCUCUCCUUAUACUCAGGAUCGUAAUAAUGCCAGACGAAUUCAUGAAGGGGCAAGUUUGCCUUUUUUUGAAGUAUUUGUGGAUGCUCCAUUGCAUGUCUGUGAGCAGAGAGAUGUUAAAGGACUCUAUAAGAAAGCCAGGGCUGGAGAAAUUAAAGGUUUUACUGGGAUUGACUCAGAGUAUGAGAAACCAGAAUCCCCAGAGCUUGUGCUGAAAACUGAUUCCUGUGAUGUUAAUGAUUGUAUACAACAAGUUGUGGAACUUCUUCAAGAGAGGGACAUUGUACCAGUGGAUGCCUCUUAUGAGGUGAAGGAGCUUUAUGUGCCAGAAAACAAGCUGCAGUUAGCCAAAACUGAUGCUGAGUCUCUGUUAACCUUGGAAAUAAAUAAGGUGGAUAUGCAAUGGGUGCAAGUGCUAGCAGAAGGUUGGGCAACACCCUUGAAUGGCUUUAUGAGAGAGAGAGAAUACCUACAGUGCCUUCAUUUUGACUGUCUCCUUGAUGGGGGAGUUAUUAAUCUGUCAGUGCCUAUAGUGCUAACAGCUACUCAAGAAGACAAAGAAAGACUGGAUGGGUGUACAGCAAUUGCAUUGGUGUAUGAGGGUCGCCGUGUGGCUAUUCUUCGCAAUCCCGAAUUCUACGAGCACAGGAAAGAGGAACGCUGUGCUAGACAAUGGGGAACGACAUGCAAGGAACAUCCCUAUAUCAAGAUGGUUAUGGAGCAAGGGAACUGGCUCGUGGGUGGAGAUCUACAGGUUCUUGAUCGUAUUUAUUGGAAUGAUGGACUUGAUCAAUAUCGUCUCACUCCAGCUGAACUAAGGCAGAAAUUCAAGGAAAUGAAUGCUGAUGCUGUCUUUGCAUUCCAGUUACGCAACCCAGUGCACAACGGGCAUGCUCUUUUAAUGCAGGAUACUCAUAAGCAGCUUUUGGAACGUGGCUACCGGCGCCCAGUUUUACUCUUGCAUCCGCUUGGGGGCUGGACGAAGGAGGAUGAUGUUCCUCUCAUGUGGCGCAUGAAGCAACAUGCUGCAGUACUGGAGGAGGGUAUUUUGAAUCCAGAAACAACAGUGGUGGCUAUAUUUCCUUCCCCCAUGAUGUAUGCUGGACCAACUGAGGUUCAGUGGCACUGUAGAUCACGAAUGGUUGCAGGAGCUAACUUCUACAUUGUAGGGCGAGAUCCAGCAGGGAUGCCACACCCUGACACUGGGAAAGACCUGUAUGAACCAACUCAUGGUGCCAAAGUGUUGACGAUGGCUCCAGGUCUCCGAGCGCUAGAAAUCGUACCCUUCAGAGUUGCAGCUUAUAAUAAGAAAAAGAAGUGCAUGGAUUAUUAUGACUCUGAUCACCACGAAGACUUCGAAUUUAUAUCGGGGACCCGCAUGCGCAAGCUGGCUCGAGAAGGACAAAACCCACCGGAAGGCUUCAUGGCUCCUAAGGCUUGGACUGUGCUGACAGAAUACUACAAAUCCUUGGAGAAGGCUUAGGCUUCUUAUUAACUGCAGAUCAACCUUUGACGCCUGAUUUAUUUACGAGAAGGGGACCACACAGUCACCGUUCAUGUUGCUUUGUUGUGGUGUCUGUCAGGAAGUUCUUCUCUGAAAACAGACUCUUUCUCCCUAACUUAGCAUCAUUCUUUGCCUGUCCUUAUGGGUUCUAUUAUGUCCUGGCACCUAACUAGCUGCUGUUUUUAAUGUCUUCUCUUUUAUUACAGUUAAUAUUCUUGCAGUAGGAUUUUUAACUCUUGUCUUUUUUUUUAUAUUUUACUGCCUCUGUCCUAUGAGUUCUGCAGCUGUUAAAUAGAUGCAGCUUUUUUCAUAUGUUAUUUAAACUGCUGGGUAUUGUCUGGUUUUAGUAGUUUGUAGGAGAAAAUGUAAUGGUUAGACCCUUAACUAUAGAUAGAUUAUCUAUAAAUCAAAAAAGUAAAUAACUUUUAAAACAUCUGUAAAAAUGUCAUCAUCUUUAUCUCAUCAUAAUUUCCAGAAGCACUUAACAUUAAUUUCUCACUAUAUGUAAUCAAAAAGCAGAGGUUUUUUAUGUAGCAUAAUUAAACUAAUUUGCUUUCUUUGUUUAGUUUUGGAGAUCAUCGACGAUUCUCUUCUGCUGUGGACCUGUAAAGAUGGCCAAGUAAUGAAUAAAAGAAAAUACCUAGUUUUCAUUUUGAAUUGAUAAAUAAUCCAGAUUUUUUUUUAUGUGGUUAUUGCCGUAGAUAUCAGUAGGGAAUGUUUUAUUUCAUUUGAUACAACUUUCUAGUUUUUAGUUCCAGAUAUACUUACUUGUUCGGCCUACUACAACUUUAAAAAAGUAUGGCAGACCAACCUUGAAUUCAUGUUUAAUUAUUGCAAGAAAAAUAAAAAAAAAUCGUUGGAUCUUGGCAUUUCCUGUGGUACAAAUACUUAGUCCUGAGGUUUUCUGGCUAUUUUUCAAGGUUUCCAGAGAGUAACCUCAUUCUCUUGGUUCAGUUAUGCUUGCUUGAAAGACAAAGCAUAUGUUGUUCUUCUAGGAUUCUUCAAAAAUCCGGAAGUUGGUUAACUCAGUAUGUGAA
This is a messenger RNA of Egretta garzetta (little egret), 2870 nucleotides long. It is a transcript of the gene PAPSS1, whose product is annotated as 3'-phosphoadenosine 5'-phosphosulfate synthase 1. The transcript is spliced from 11 exons. The coding region runs from base 1 to 1812 and encodes 603 amino acids. Gene Ontology annotation, biological process: sulfate assimilation; 3'-phosphoadenosine 5'-phosphosulfate biosynthetic process. The record is from RefSeq and is a predicted model, not a curated record. Gene Ontology annotation, molecular function: ATP binding; sulfate adenylyltransferase (ATP) activity; adenylylsulfate kinase activity. NCBI's taxonomy places the organism in Eukaryota, Metazoa, Chordata, Aves, Pelecaniformes, Ardeidae.